Molecule: messenger RNA, 335 nt
Organism: Sitophilus oryzae (rice weevil)
Lineage: Eukaryota; Metazoa; Arthropoda; Insecta; Coleoptera; Curculionidae
Product: protein obstructor-E-like
Exons: 2
Coding region: 30-335 (101 amino acids)
Cellular component (GO): extracellular region
Molecular function (GO): chitin binding
Source: RefSeq, a predicted model, not a curated record
CGUUGCCCAGUCACAGUCACAGUCUAAUAAUGAAAGCAGCGUCUUCUUUGUUGCUCGUUCUUGCACUUGCUGCUUGCGCAUAUGCAGCCUCCUCUAGAAAAUCUUCGAAAUCAAAAAGCGAAGAUGAUGCUCUAACGUCAGACGAAUGUCCCGAACCGAACGGCUUCUUUGCUGAUGCAGAGCAAUGUGAUAAGUACUACCAAUGCGAAGAAGGUGCCAUAACUGAGAAACUAUGUCCUGAUGGUAUGGUUUUCAACGAUUACAGCACUGAAUAUGAAAAAUGUGAUUUACCAUUCAAUAUUGAUUGUAGUGCAAGACCUAAACUGCGUAAGUAG